This is a messenger RNA of Anisakis simplex (herring worm), 513 nucleotides long. Lineage: Eukaryota; Metazoa; Nematoda; Chromadorea; Rhabditida; Anisakidae. The record is from the annotation of a GenBank genome assembly.
AUGCUUCAGAUUGAAUCCGAAUCGACCACCGCAGCAAUAAAGAGUGACGAUAGAUUCGUUUCUGACAGCGUAAGUAUUUUUACUAACGACGACAACGUGAUGGGUGGUUUUGGAAGAGGGAAUGCAGUAAGGGGGAGGAGAGGUGUACAAGGGCCUGAUGGUUGGGACACUGUGCCAAUUGCUGAUGAUGAAUCUUCCCAAGAAUGGCAUUCUGGAAAGCAGAUUGUGGAUGAUGAGGAUCGUUUGAGUACAGCUUCAUCGACUGCAUACUUGGAAGAUAUGGCCACAACAUCACGAAGUGGUUUCAAUGCCCCGACUGGAUUGCAACCGUCCAAUGGCUACAGUAGUGCUCCGAUGUUGAGAAUGGAUAGCGAACGACAUGAAGAGGAACUUCUAACGCAUUCACUGCGUUUACUUGGUCAGCUUUUCAAGAACUCGGAAAUUCGAGACACGAUAAAGGAUGCGUUACCGGACGAUUACCGUCUACUCUAUCGAUAUUACGGUGAAUCGUAA